CAGGGUGGAACGUGGGCGCGAGGAGACAGGUGGUGACUACGACGGUGAGGCGAGCUGAAACCGGGUCCAGGCAGCCAAGCCAGGCCAGGAGCAUCAUGUGAAUAGGCCAGAAGGCUCCCAGGCUGGGCAGGGAUCAUGGGCUGUGUCUGCAGCUCAAACCCUGAAGAUGACUGGAUGGAGAACAUUGACGUGUGUGAAAACUGCCACUAUCCCAUAGUCCCUCUGGACUGCAAGACCUCGCAGCUGCCCAUCCGGAAUGGCUCUGAAGUUCGGGACCCACUGGUCACCUAUGAGGGCUCCCUCCCACCAGCCUCCCCUCUGCAAGACAACCUGGUUAUCGCCCUGCAUAGCUAUGAGCCCUCCCACGAUGGAGACUUGGGCUUUGAGAAGGGCGAACAGCUCCGAAUCCUGGAGCAGAGCGGUGAGUGGUGGAAGGCUCAGUCCCUGACCACUGGCCAAGAAGGCUUCAUUCCCUUCAACUUCGUGGCGAAAGCAAACAGCCUGGAGCCUGAACCUUGGUUCUUCAAGAAUCUGAGCCGUAAGGACGCCGAGCGGCAGCUUUUGGCGCCCGGGAACACGCAUGGAUCCUUCCUGAUCCGGGAAAGCGAAAGCACCGCGGGAUCCUUUUCACUGUCGGUCAGAGACUUCGACCAGAACCAAGGAGAAGUGGUGAAACAUUAUAAGAUCCGUAACCUAGACAACGGUGGCUUCUACAUCUCCCCUCGUAUCACUUUUCCCGGACUCCACGAUCUGGUCCGCCAUUACACCAACGCCUCUGAUGGGCUGUGCACAAAGUUGAGCCGUCCUUGCCAGACCCAGAAGCCCCAGAAACCGUGGUGGGAGGACGAAUGGGAAGUCCCCAGGGAGACACUGAAGUUGGUUGAGCGGCUGGGAGCUGGCCAGUUCGGGGAAGUGUGGAUGGGGUACUACAACGGACACACCAAGGUGGCAGUGAAGAGUCUGAAGCAAGGAAGCAUGUCCCCCGAUGCCUUCCUGGCUGAGGCUAACCUCAUGAAGCAGCUGCAGCACCCGCGGCUAGUCCGACUCUAUGCAGUGGUCACCCAGGAGCCCAUUUACAUUAUCACAGAAUACAUGGAGAACGGGAGUCUAGUAGACUUUCUCAAGACUCCCUCGGGCAUCAAGUUGAACAUCAACAAACUUUUGGACAUGGCAGCCCAGAUUGCAGAGGGCAUGGCAUUUAUUGAAGAGCAGAAUUACAUCCAUCGUGACCUUCGGGCUGCCAACAUCCUGGUGUCUGACACGCUGAGCUGCAAGAUUGCAGACUUCGGCCUGGCGCGUCUCAUUGAAGACAAUGAGUACACGGCCCGGGAGGGGGCCAAAUUCCCCAUUAAGUGGACAGCGCCGGAAGCCAUUAACUACGGGACCUUCACCAUCAAGUCAGAUGUGUGGUCCUUCGGGAUUCUGCUGACCGAGAUCGUCACCCACGGUCGCAUCCCUUACCCAGGAAUGACCAACCCCGAAGUCAUUCAGAACCUGGAGCGAGGCUACCGAAUGGUGCGACCUGACAACUGUCCGGAAGAGCUGUACCACCUCAUGAUGCUGUGCUGGAAGGAGCGCCCAGAGGAGCGGCCCACGUUUGACUACCUGCGGAGCGUUCUGGAUGACUUCUUCACAGCCACGGAGGGCCAGUACCAGCCCCAGCCUUGAUAGGCCUUGCGGUCCCAGGACCCUCCCAACCCCUUUGCCCUGGCUAGGACCGGUGGCAUUCUUGUGCCACAUGCACGACGCCUGUGCACACAUGGACUCUGAUUCUGUACAUGAAGCCUGUGCGUGGGCUACACAUGAUGCAGCUUUUGUCCCGUACACACAUGUGUAGUUAUGUGGGUUCCAUACAUGUGUCUUCUACCCAUGGAACAUGUGAGUCUAAGCCUUGGUACCACCUAAGGUGUCUUCCUGGACCAUUCCAUUUCCUGAAACUAUAGAGAGGAGAAUGAUGGAUGCGUGUCUCUGUCUACCACUGCCUCUCUGAUGGCCUCCGAGAAGGCCCUCUUUGUGGGCUGCCAUCCAAUCUAAUGUCUCUGUGUAUUCUAUCUUGGUGCCUAGCACACACCAGGAGCUCAAUAAAAGUCUGUUGAAUUAA
Molecule: messenger RNA, 2101 nt
Organism: Apodemus sylvaticus (European woodmouse)
Lineage: Eukaryota; Metazoa; Chordata; Mammalia; Rodentia; Muridae
Gene: Lck
Product: LCK proto-oncogene, Src family tyrosine kinase
Exons: 13
Coding region: 136-1668 (510 amino acids)
Biological process (GO): innate immune response; cell surface receptor protein tyrosine kinase signaling pathway; T cell differentiation
Cellular component (GO): extrinsic component of cytoplasmic side of plasma membrane
Molecular function (GO): non-membrane spanning protein tyrosine kinase activity; ATP binding; signaling receptor binding
Source: RefSeq, a predicted model, not a curated record